AUGUUUGAUCGCAGCGAGAUGUCUCGCGACGGGUUGAAAAUCAACGGCGAUAGGCUGAACAAAACACUCCAGAGCACCUGCACAUCAUGGGGAGCUCUGGCCGCACCAUCCACAGGCAUGUGUCGCCUUUCACUCAGCCAGGAAGACAAGCAGGCCCGUGACUGGCUCGUUGCUGAGUGUAGCAACAUCGGAUGUGAAGUCAAGAUUGACGAGAUGGGCAACAUAUUCGCGAUUCGACCGGGAACCGCUAAGGAUAAGAAUCCCAUCGCAAUGGGUAGCCACAUGGACACGCAACCUGCAGGUGGCAGAUAUGACGGUAUUCUUGGUGUUCAAGCUGCUUUGGAGGUCCUCCGAACACUCCACGAGAACAAAAUCACGACUUUCUGCCCGAUCGCCCUAGUCAAUUGGACAAACGAGGAAGGCGCCCGAUUCCCUGGAGCCAUGAUGGCCUCUGGAGUCUGGUCAACCAAGUCUUCCACUGGACUCGCCGCCUGUUGGGAAAUACAGGAUAGCGAGGGUAUGAGAAUGAAGCAAGCACUGAAAGAUAUUGGAUAUCUGGGAGAGACCAAGUGCGAUUACAGGGAAAAUCCGUUGGAGUGUCACUUCGAACUUCAUAUCGAACAAGGACCUAUCUUAGAAAAAGAAGGCAAAUCAGUAGGAAUAGUCACAUCAGUGCAAGGCAUGAAAUGGUUUGCGGUGAGAGUCGCUGGCGUCGAAGGCCACUCUGGUACAACACCCAUGCCUGGUCGCGCGGAUGCUCUUGUGACUGCAUCGCGGCUGAUUUCGACGGUUCGAGAUGUGGCGCUGAAUACUGGACUUGGUGUAGCCACAGUAGGCGUCAUCAAAAGUGAUACCUCCAGUCAAGCGACUAUUCCGGCAGGGGUGGAGUUCAUCAUCGAUAUUCGAUGCUCAACAGACGAAAUGGUGGAGCAACUUGCAAAGUCCAUCUUUAAAGCUUUCGACCAGGUCAUGAUAGAAGAAUCGAACGGAACGCCAUACAGUAUCCAGCGAACGUGGGGAUUGCCCGAGUCAAUAUUUCACCUUCAGUGCAUUAGUGCGGUCCGCACAGCUGCUCAAAAGUCCGUCGGAGAAGACCAGAUCAUGGAUAUGAAAAGCAGGGCAGGCCACGACAGUGCUUGGACAUCUCGGGUGUGCCCCACGAGUAUGAUAUUUGUACCUAGUCGAGACGGAAUUAGCCACAACCCAAACGAAUAUACGAGUCUAGAACAUUGUGCGUUAGGAGCCCAAUUGUUACUUGACUCAAUCUUAUACUAUGAUGCAAAGGUGAGCGAAGGGAAGUUUUAG
Periconia digitata is the source of this 1305-nucleotide messenger RNA. The record is from the annotation of a GenBank genome assembly. NCBI's taxonomy places the organism in Eukaryota, Fungi, Ascomycota, Dothideomycetes, Pleosporales, Periconiaceae.